UGUCUGGAAAAAGAUCAUGUCCAUCUCGUUACGAACAUCCUUUUUGGCGGCGAUUCCAAUCUACUAAGGACUUUAACAAAGACGCGGUCCACGUCCGUCAGAGAAGGGUGCUAUCCCGCAUCGAAAGCGGACUAGGCAAGCACUCGCACUGCUGGAUGUUUGUGGCGGCUAUUAACAACGAAUUAUGAGGAGAGCUGCUUGUCCCGCUGACUGUGUUCAUAAACCUACCGUGGCAUGAAUCUGAUAUCGUGAUUGAGAAACUGCAUUUGUGCUCAGUCGCUAAUACAAGGAAAGAUGGGAAACCAACUACUUGGAAUUGUCCUGACGUUGGGGUUUGUUUUAGAGUGUAUCGAGGCCAAGAAAUACUGCUGGUAUUUUGAAGGCGGAUACCCCAUCUACUUCAUAUGUCGCUCCUAUGAAGACUGCUGUGGGACGCGAUGCUGUAUCAGGGCCUUGUCCCUCCAGAGGCUGUGGUACUUCUGGCUGAUGCUGAUGAUGGGCGUGCUCUUCUGCUGCGGUGCCGGCUUUUUCAUUCGCCGUCGGAUGUAUCCCUCCCCCCUGAGUGACGAGCCGGCCUUCAACGUAUCAUUCACUAGGCAGCCAAUCAGCACUCCAGUAUCCCAGCAACCAGGAGCUCAGAUGUUUGGUGACCCUGGAGGUUCUGCUACAACGCCAAUAGUCCCCGCCUACUCUGCCACGCCUGGCCCCCACAUCUUCAGCUCGUACCCGCCUCCUCCAUCCUACUGCAACCACCCGCCCCCCUCCUACGACCAGGUGGUCAACAACACAGAGAAGAAGUAGAAGAAGUGGGACUGAUGGCCACUCACAGCUCCUUGCUCAACAUGUAGGGGGCGCUCUAGGCGCGGCACUCCCUCUGAAACUCUGAUCAAACAGAUCCACACCUAAGAGGAGGAGAAGUCAGAUUUGUGUGUUUGUGUGUGUGUGUGUGUGUGUGUGUGUGUGUGUGUGUGUGUGUGUGUGUGUGUGUGCUCGCGAAAUGCUCAGAAACAGAUCCUACUGUAUGUGUGUGUGUGUGUGUUUGUGUGUGAUCAGUGCACUGUCCUCAGGAUCUUCUUCACUUAUUGAUGUUCCUGAGGCCAAAUGACAGCCUGCUCUGAACUAGUGAUGGACCAGAACAGGACACAUGGAACUUGGAACACACUUACUGAAUUGUUGGAGAACUCUGUAGCAAAUUAACAGAACAUUUUAAUCUUUACUGUCUUCCUUUAUAAACUGUGCUUGUGUUGUGCUUGUGCGUGUGUGAGUGUGUGUGUGUUUGCGUGUGUGUGUGUGUGUGUGUGUGAGUGUGUGUGUGUGUGCGUGCGUGCGUGCAUGUGAAAGGCAUUGUUCUGCUGAGGAAUCAUUAACCAGAUACACAGGUGGGUGCCAGGCUUCCUUGAGGCAGAUGGGAAGGAGUGGGUUCCCACGGUAACCGAGUAGGUGCCAUGGGAGCGUCGCCAGUUGGCAUGACAGGGCCUCUAAGCCGUGCAUUUCUCACAAAACAAUGCCUUCAUUUGCAAACACGCAAGCCUAUUAUCCCUUCUGUUAUCAAAUGGAUAUUCCCCCAUGUUGGUUCAGAAACACAAGGCACUGAUUCAUCAUCUGUUUGCUGUUCAGUCCUUCAGCAUCAUCAUUCCUGGGGCACGUCUAGCAACCAGAUCUCUGAGAACAGCCAGCAGAGGCCCAGUCUUGUACUUUUACAUGUAUGCAUUCAGGCCAUGCUUUUAUUUCACACCACACUAAGUGUAGAGAAGACAUGCUCUUCCCUCAGUGUGUGUAUCACACCUCUAAGUGCGGUGUUCUCAGCCCCUAGCUCCAAGUGCUAGAGGCUUGUGACCCCCCUCUCCAAAACAACAGAAGUCAGUGGCCCCCAGUACUAUAAUCUUGGAAAGGCCUGCUGUGCAGAAGCAGCUGUACGGUUUACGCAGUUCAAAGCCUACUGUUAAUUGCUUCCGUCGAAGCGUCAGGCGAUCAGCUGCUGUCGAGCGAUGUGCUGGCGGCCUGGCUGUUCCAGAUGACGCUUUAUGGAGAUGUUCUGUAGAGAUUAGGAGCCACGCUCCACAGGGUGCCUGGUGGCCCGCACCAAAUCACUCUCCUCCAAACGGCGCCCAUCAGAGCUCUCUGGACGCGACUCUGCACCAGCUGUGGUGCCGAUGUACAGCCAGAUACGCGCCAGAUUCGGUCCAGAGUCGAUAUUGGUUCCUAUCUCGUGCUGGAAUAUGCGGGAGAAUAACGGCAGAGUUAUCUAAGCCAUCGUGUUUGUCCCUGUGCCAUGUUUUCCAUGAAGAGAAGAGAGGAAGGGAGAUUUCAGAGACUUGCUUGUUUGUGACGAUCAAUGACCUCCGGAUGCCAACCAAGGGGAGAGGACAGAUUAAGACACUGCACUCGUAAAAGUCAAGUGAUAUUCUUUCCCAGAUAAUGGUGGAUCACAAUAACAGACAUCUGUCAUUCAUAAAAACGGAAAUAUUCUGUUUAAUCCAGCCAUAUUAUGGACUGCUGAUAAGAUGGAACAUUGAAACUUGAAACACGACCGUAGGACAGCAACAUGUCUGACCCUCUGUGUUUUGGUCACAGUCGAUUCGAUGACUGUGACUGACUCUCCACCUCUGGAAACACAAAUACACAUACAGUAACAAGGAUCAAUACAAGUGAAAUGUCUGUUUUGAAGGUGCUUGAUACUGAUGUUUUCAAAAAGACAAUGCGAUGUGGUGGUGCAAUAACCCUGGAAUUAAACAUAGUAGUUGUAACCAAUGUUAGUAGCUUCAUCACCCAUGGAACUAACUGACUGGUGAUGGCAUUGAUCUAGAAAAAUGUUUUAUUUACCUGACACUGAAGAUAAUGUCACGUCGUGUAAUACAGCACACUUAUCGUCAUUAUAAUUUCUCUCCCUUGCCUGUUAACAGUAAUACGAUCUGCACUUUUUAAACCUGCAUAAUGUAAACAGCCAUCUCUGGUGAAUGAAAAGCCCAUUUAAUUUCAGAUAUUGGCUCAUUGUUGGUGUAUAUGUUUUUCUUUUUUAAACUAACUGCGUGAUGGUUGAGCAGCCUUAUUGGAUUCUGUUUUGACAUUGCAGCUAUGAGGAGAUUAUUGCUGUAUUAUGGACUAAUGGAAGCUGUGCAACUGAAUUGUUUCUACAUUGUGUGUAGGGGUCAGGUGAGUCCAAUAUGGAAACCUCCAGAGCAACAGCUAAACAAAUGUGAUGCAGCAUUGCAAACGACUGGAUGUCAAACGCAAGCUUGUGUUCUUUUUUUUUCUGCAGUGCCAGAAUUGUACCCAAUAAAUGCCAGAAUUCAGUUUGAGGCGUCAAAUUUAUGAGGAAAUAAAUGUUUUAUGCUGUGUAAUGUUGUGCUUGUGUUUUGCUAAUAUGUUUCUCUCUUUUUUUGUCAUUUUUUAUCUAUGCAACAGACAGACGUAUUUGUAUAGCUACUUGUUUGCUUAAUAUGUUUACCACAGCCAUAAUUUGUUUCUACUGUUACAAUGAAUUCAGUUUAAAACAGUUGCUAAGUAACAAAAACAAUAAAGCUUUCCUCCAUAAAA
Messenger RNA from Sardina pilchardus (European sardine), 3537 nucleotides. It is a transcript of the gene vopp1b, whose product is annotated as VOPP1 WW domain binding protein b. The record is from RefSeq and is a predicted model, not a curated record. Bases 295 to 801 code for a protein of 168 amino acids. Lineage: Eukaryota; Metazoa; Chordata; Actinopteri; Clupeiformes; Clupeidae. Gene Ontology annotation, cellular component: cytoplasmic vesicle membrane. The transcript has 5 exons.